AUGGCGGGACUCAGCGGCGGCGUCUCGUCCGUCUCGGACGCGACGUGCGAGUCCGCGAUCGACUGCUACGUCUGCGACAAGAAGUUCUACGCCUUUCGACGCAAACACCGCUGUCGCUCCUGUGGGAACGCCGUGUGCGGCAGUUGUUCACGGACACACAAAGUCAUGCCGAGCUCGGCCCUAACGCGGUACCCGAACGAGCCCGUGCGCGUGUGCGACAGCUGCGUGCGGGACCAGAACCGGACAAUGCUCGAGCGCCGACGCGCAGAAGACGUGGGCAGAGCUCGUGCGCGUCAAGUCGCAGCGCUGGAAGAAGUCGGACGGCAGCAAGAGGCCGAGCGCAGUCAACGGGAACGCGACGUCGCGCGUGCGCACGCGCGCCGCGAGCAACGGCUGCGGGCGAUCGAAGCGGAACAUUUGGGCGCUCGGCCCGCGCUCGGCGCGUUGCGGGCGCGCCGCGCGACGAGUUUCGACGACUGUGCACGAGACGCGGGGCCGCCGUCGCUCUACGCGAAGGCGCUGAGCGCACUGGUCGAAGACGCAGCGAAGCGGUCCAUUGCGCUCGCUGUGGCCAAGCCGUGUGGACAGGGCGACGUGUACGAAGACAAGCUGCACUUGCUGGACGCUGGCGCCGGUGAGACGCUGGCACCACCACCUCAAACAACAGCGACGACGGUCGUGCAGGAAGCAGAAGAGUGCGCCAUUUGCCUUGAGACGAUGGACGUUGGCAACGCCAUCUACACGACAGCAUGUGGCCACAGUUUCCACUGGAGCUGUCUCAAAGCGAUUCAACAGUCGGACUCGAGCAACUACGACAAGUGUCCGUCGUGUCGGGCGACCAUGACGGAGAUGCAGGUGAAGAAGCAGUGUGACCAUCCACGCGUGCGACUUGGCCAUCGCUUUUGCCGCGACUGUGGGGCCGCUGCGACCGAGCGAGACGCAAAGCCUCGCGUGGACGACACAGCACCGAUGGGCGGCCCCAACGUGCCCAUGUUGACUGCUGCCGCUGCACCAGAGCUGCACCAGCCGGCGUCGUACCGGGCCAGUCCACACGGCGCGCUCGUGCGUUGCCCGCAGUGCCACAUUCAAAUGCGUGUGCUGCCCCACAUGUACAACAUGCGCGUGGCAUGUCUGGCAGGCCACAUGUUCUUGGUUCAAGUUGCCAAUCAACCAGGAGGCGGCACUGGAGGUGGACGCGGCAGCUACGGCGGCUUGGGCGGGCCGGCUGGCCCGAGGGUGCCCAUGCGUGGUGCGAGCACAGGCUAUCCGGGCUCGUACUAUCACUCGACACACAAUUACUCGGAGCAGCAGUAA
Messenger RNA from Hyaloperonospora brassicae, 1314 nucleotides. The record is from the annotation of a GenBank genome assembly. NCBI's taxonomy places the organism in Eukaryota, Oomycota, Peronosporomycetes, Peronosporales, Peronosporaceae.